AUUUAAUCACGUGCCCGGUAGAAUUUGUUGUUUGUUUGGCGUCCAUUUGCGACGUAAGGACAGACUUCCUGACAAACUUCUUAACGGUUGGUGUAACAUUUUCAACGGAAAUAUCGAAAGAGAUAAAAAUGAGUGAAGAUAGGAAAUCACCUACUAUGGCAGUGGAAGAAGCAGCUGUACCUGAAGAAGCAGCACAUGAAAAUGAAAAUAUAUCCAAAAAGUGGCAAGGUUCUAUUAUGAAAGAUGAUGAUGCCUCAUUGGAUUCUGAGAUAAGUAUUCCAACUGAUGGUCUACUGACACCUGCCAUGGUACAAGAAGAAAAACUACUGCAUAGACAGACUGUAAAAGAAACCAAACAACUGGAAAAACAAGCGGAGGAUGAAUGGGAGGCCAAUAUGCAGCAGCAAAGAUACAAACGUUUGCAGCAUUUACUGGAGACAAGUAACAUCUAUACCAAUUUUUUACUGUCAAAAAUGGAAGCACAACAAAAACGAGAAGAAGAGAAACGAGCGAGACAGGAGAAAAGAAUGAAAAAAAAGUUGAUGAAACAAAAACAAGAUGAGGUUGUUAAAACUGGUGAAACUAAAGAAGCAACAAAGACUAAAUCUGUAGAUACAAAAACACAAACAGAAGUUACAAGCCAGACUGUGGAAGAGGGCACUAAAAGAGGACGUAAAAGAAAAGCGAAAGAUGAAACCUACAGUAUAGCCUCUGUUCUCAAGAAAGAGGAUCUUGAAAAUAAGAGACGAAAACUUGGUACAGAUAGUACAGAUGGACCUCAGUGUGAACCUGUUGUUUCAGAAAAUAUACAAAGUGAAGUAGUGAAGGCAGAUGAAAUUGAAAAAGAUACAUUUAGUCGUACAAUAAACGGGGAAAAGGUCAGUGAUAAACAACCUGAGAUGUUUACUGGUGGUGUAUUAAGAGACUAUCAAAUAGCAGGAAUGGAAUGGUUGAAGGUGCUUUUUGAGAAUGGUGUGAAUGGUAUCUUAGCUGAUGAAAUGGGACUUGGUAAAACAGUGCAAUGUAUAGCACUGUUUGCUCAUCUGGUAAAUAUGGGCGUUACUGGACCUUUCUUAGUAUGUGCCCCCCUGUCUACACUGCCUAACUGGGUCUCAGAAUUCCAACGUUUCACUCCAAAGGUUCCUAUAGUACUUUACCAUGGUUCAAUAACGGAGAGAGAAUCUCUUCGUCGUUCCAUCCGCCGUAAACAUGGUAAUAAGCAAAGCCAUCCAGUUGUUAUAACUUCAUAUGAAAUAGUGAUGAGAGAUAGAAAAUACCUUCAAGGACAUGAAUGGAAGUAUAUUAUCGUGGAUGAAGGACAUCGUAUUAAAAAUCUUAACUGUGUCCUUAUACGGGAGCUGAAGCAAUAUAAGUCUGCUAAUCGCAUACUUCUUACUGGUACACCAUUACAGAACAACUUAUCUGAACUCUGGUCAAUGUUGAAUUUCUUGCUACCUGAUGUUUUCAAUGACUUGGCAAGUUUUGAAUCUUGGUUUGAUUUACAGUCACUAAGUGAAAAAGGUGGUGAUGAAGCCCUUGUAGCCAGGGAACAAGAGAAAAACAUAUUGUCUAUGCUGCACCAGAUUUUGUCACCUUUCUUGUUGCGGCGCCUGAAAACUGAUGUUGCAUUAAGUAUACCUCCAAAAAAGGAAGUGCUUGUGUAUGCUCCAUUGACACCUUUACAACAUGAAUAUUAUGAAGCCACAGUUGAUAAGACAAUAUUAAAAAAGGUGGAAGACAAAAAGGAAACUCCAGUUAUACAGAAAUUGUGUGAAUCCGGGAGACCAAAGCGUCGUUGUAGUCAAAAAAUAAAUUAUGAAACUGUUUUUGAAGAAGAAAAACCAAAUGAUGACGUUGAGACAUGGUUUGAAAAAUUUGUAAAGAAAGAAGAUGUUGUGCAUGAGAAAAUCAGACAACAGACUUCAGAGGUUAAUAUUAAACUGCAGAAUAUCAUGAUGCUACUAAGAAAGUGUUGCAAUCAUCCAUAUUUAUUGUCUUAUCCUAUUAAUGAAAGGAAUGAGUACAUAAUAGAUGAGCAAUUAGUACAAAAAAGUGGUAAAUGUUUAAUAUUGGAUAGACUACUACCAGCAUUGAAAGAAAGGGGGCAUAAGGUGUUGCUGUUUUCACAGAUGACAAAGAUGUUGGAUAUUCUUGGCGAUUACUGCUUUCUUAGAAAAUUCAAAACUUGUAGACUGGAUGGGACAAUGUCGUAUGUGGAUAGACAAGAACAGAUUUCCACUUUUAAUAAUGACAAAGAUGCAUUUAUAUUCUUAUUGAGUACCCGUGCUGGAGGUUUAGGUCUUAAUCUGGCCUCGGCUGACACUGUCAUCAUAUAUGAUAGUGACUGGAAUCCACAGUCUGAUUUACAAGCUCAAGAUCGCUGUCAUCGUAUUGGUCAAAAUAAACCUGUAACUGUAUUCAGACUUGUUACACAGAAUACAAUUGAUCAGAAGAUAGUAGAAAGGGCCUCGGCCAAAAGAAAGUUGGAAAAAAUGGUCAUCCAUCAGGGUAAAUUUAAAGGAGGUAUAGACAACCUGGAGAAAGAUGCCAAAUCUGUUCUGGAUGCAGAAGAAUUGUUAAAACUACUGCGCUCCCAAAACCAUGAUAGGAUCUUGAAAAGCAAAAUUGACAAUAUUCUUAGUGAUGAAGAGCUGGAAAAGCUGCUAGAUCGCAGCUAUACUCAUCAUUCAAACGUGGACGGAGAAGCAACCACAGAAUCUUGCGUCUUCAAAGUAGUAGAUGGCAGCGAUGAAGAAAAACCUGAUAUUAAAGUGUUAGCUUAG
Messenger RNA from Saccoglossus kowalevskii, 2783 nucleotides. RefSeq names its product lymphoid-specific helicase. Gene Ontology annotation, biological process: lymphocyte proliferation; DNA methylation-dependent constitutive heterochromatin formation; pericentric heterochromatin formation. NCBI's taxonomy places the organism in Eukaryota, Metazoa, Hemichordata, Enteropneusta, Harrimaniidae. Gene Ontology annotation, cellular component: nucleus; pericentric heterochromatin. The record is from RefSeq and is a predicted model, not a curated record. Gene Ontology annotation, molecular function: chromatin binding; ATP binding.